AUGCACAAAGAACAGUGCGAAAGUCAGCGGGAGGUUGAAGCCGAUGAGGCUGCUCCCUUGUCAACCUCCCCAUCGUUCACCCUCGAGCAACUGAAAGAAGAUCUCCUCCCACAUAGUCGGCACGAUGUCUCAGCAAUUCGCGGUCUUCCUGAGACCACAACCACUCGACAACGAGCUUCGAUCUCAGCGCAAUCUCUCGAUCAGGACGAAUACCUUCCAGGGAAGCUUUCGUCCGCGCACAAUUAUGGCGAUGACAGCGCCCUGUCCGAUCAAAAGACCGCCCUAUACCUAGCCUACGGAUCUAAUCUCGCCUCCGAGACCUUCCUGGGGAUGCGUGGCAUCAAACCCCUUUCCCAGCUCAACGUCGUCGUGCCAGAGCUUCGAUUAACAUUUGACCUCCCGGGUGUUCCUUACAUAGAACCUUGCUUCGCAGGGACACACUUCCGGCGCAGCCCAUCGGAGGAUGAGAUCAGCGACCUCCCAGACGCAUCAGAAAAACACACUCUCCUACAAGGCCAAGACCGUGAUCAGGACCGUUACAAAGGCCCUCUUAUCGGCGUCGUCUACGAAGUCACCCUAACCGACUACGCAAAAAUCAUAGCCACAGAGGGAGGCGGUAGCGGCUACAAAGACAUCAUAAUAACAUGCUACCCGUUCCCCAAGACUUAUGACCCGGCCGACCCAAUCCCCGAGUGCCCAGACACACAACCCGUGAAAGCACAUACCCUACUUUCUCCAGUCGCAAUGAAAGAGACGAUGCAAUUUCAGAUAAACUCGAUCACCAGCGCCUCACUGGAAUCGCGCCGCGCGCAACCAUCCGCGCGCUAUCUCAAGCUCAUCACCACCGGUGCAGCAGAGCACAACCUCCCUUCAGCGUAUCGGGAGUACCUAGCUCAAGUUCAACCAUACCACAUCACCUCGGUGCGACAAAGGAUAGGUUUGGUUGUUUUUGUGUUUACGUGGGCUCCCCUCCUGCUUUUGACGCUAAAGCUGUCGAGGAUAUUCGCCCGUCCCGAUGGCCGCAGCCCUGCAUGGGUUAGCCGAUUUAGAGAUUUCGUGACAACCGGGAUGUGGAGCAGUUAUGAUAAUACAUUUGUGCAUAUAUUUGGUGAUGGUGAGAAUACUGUUGAGCGGUGA
Aspergillus puulaauensis is the source of this 1137-nucleotide messenger RNA. RefSeq lists its product as uncharacterized. The coding region runs from base 1 to 1137 and encodes 378 amino acids. Gene Ontology annotation, molecular function: gamma-glutamylcyclotransferase activity. NCBI's taxonomy places the organism in Eukaryota, Fungi, Ascomycota, Eurotiomycetes, Eurotiales, Aspergillaceae. The transcript has a single exon. The record is from RefSeq and is a predicted model, not a curated record.